Molecule: messenger RNA, 1298 nt
Organism: Clunio marinus
Lineage: Eukaryota; Metazoa; Arthropoda; Insecta; Diptera; Chironomidae
Source: the annotation of a GenBank genome assembly
ACGCGUUUUGCUUGAAAUCGUCAAGUCAUUUUUAUAAAAACAAUAUUUAGUUUCAUCGAUAACUACAACUUAAAUACAAGAAUUAAAAUGUCACAAGCCAAUGUUGUAAGCUAUUUAAGUGAACAGAAACAAACCAGUGAUAAAGAGCUGGCAAAAGAAUGGGAAAUUAUGGAAGAGUUUUAUAAUGAGAAACUCUGGAAUGAGCUCACUAUAAAGUUGAGUUCCUUUGUGAAGAAUCCGAAGAUCCAGAAUGAGAAAGCUUUGAUGCAGCUCUAUUCAAAUUUCAUCAGUACUUUUGAGACAAAAAUAAAUCCUUUCGGUCUCGUCGAGAUUCUCUCUGUAAUAAUUGCACAUAUGAAGGAUAAGAAAGAAGCUAUAGCGUUUAUCGAAAAGCUUAAGGAUAAAGUUAAAAUAUGUGAUGAAGCAGUUUGGAUGUGUAAAGUAUUGCAGGGUCAAAUUUAUCUCGAAUUUCUUGAUGACAAAGAAGCCACUAAGAAGAUCAUCGAGGAUUUGAAAGAUAUUUUAGAGGAAGCUGGCAACGUCACACCAGUCCAUGGGAAAUAUUAUUUGCUUGCAUCUGCUUAUUAUCGUUUGAUUGGACAACAUGCAGACUACUAUCGAUGUUCACUUCAAUUCCUUGGCUGUUCCAUUGAAUCUUUUCCUAAAAGUGAAUGGCCAGAUCAAGCAUUCUUCCUUGGACUUGCUGCAUUACUGGGAGAAGGCGUUUAUAACAUUGGGGAACUUCUUGCUCAUCCAAUUAUUGAUUCACUUCGUGGCACAGAGAACGAAUGGCUUAUUGAAUUACUUCAUGCAUUCAAUUCUGGCGAUAUUGCGAAAUUCGAAGAAAUGAAACCGAUUUGGAGCUCAAUCAAUGAUCUGAAAGUGCAAGAAGUAAAAUUACGUCAGAAAAUCUCCUUGUUGUGUCUCAUGGAGAUGACAUUUAAACGUGCUGCCAACAACCGAACCAUCACUUUCACAGAAAUUGCUAAUGAAACUCGUUUGCCUCUUAAAGAAGUUGAGCUUCUCAUCAUGAAAGCAUUGGCUCAAGGCUUAGUUCGUGGAGCAAUUGACCAAGUUGCAGGAGUUGUGAACAUGACUUGGGUUCAACCUCGCGUUCUUAAUCGCGAUCAAGUGUCGAACAUGGCUAAAACACUCGACACAUGGAUUCAAUCGAUCACAAGCAUGGAACAGUUAAUUGAGACUCGAGCUGCUGAAAUAUUAACGAACUAAGUGAAUUGUCAAUCUUAUCAUUGUUUGAAAUAAAAUAAACUUCUUUUCAUUAAUAAACUUAAUAAACA